AUGCCAGUAAAGAUGGCAUCUAUAUCCAGGGCCGCAUCUGUGAAUAUCAGAGUUGGUGGUCGUCCGCCCAAUCGUUGGCUGCCACGCUCAAUCACAUCAACCACCCCGACUGUUAGCCCCUCUCGUUUCUCAUCGACAGCUCCAUCCCAGACACGACCGCCGAUCCUCAAGCUUGACAAUGCUCUUCUCAGAACUCAGACCUCCCCAACAGUCUCAAGCACCUCAACGAGCCCACCAUCAACUCUGCAAUGGACCGUCAACGAUGCGGGCGCCGAUGAAUGCUGGGCCAUCAUCGCACCAGCCUCCGAACAAGGCGGGGCUGUUCGUGCUGAACUCAUCGAUAUCCUCUCUGGUCGCCUUCGCCCUCGCAAGCAUCCAAACAAUUUGCAGCAUCCGCCCGUACAUCCGUUCUUACAAGACGCAUCACAGCCCGAUACUAGUCCACGCUCCUCCGUCAAGGCAAUCAAGCACGUCUCAUUCGCAACCAAAAUCGGCUCCACCUCGUCCUCUGCCGACUUCACCAACUACUCUGCCCGCUACGGUGCUAUCCGCGACCAAGAUCGUGUGACGCUCUACGAGCGGCUGAUGGAUAUCCUAGACUGCCCUGUUGGCCUCGUGGCUGCUGCCAAACUCGUUCCUGACCCCUUUGCCCCUCCAGACGCGUCGAGCCAAGUAGGACGGUUCAAGUACAAAUCCGAAUGUGAGCGAAAAGCUGCUCUGUCAAAAGCGCAGCAAGCUGACAAGGUCAUCAAACAGAUGGCGCCGCUGGUGCUCAUCACGGACGAGCUGCUGCAUCGACCUGUAAUCGCGCUCUCAAACGGUCAAACAAGACGCGCAAGGAUUUUGAGCAGCUUGAUCACGGGCGCAGAGCUGGUGGUACUGGAAGAGCCUUUUUCUGGCAUCGAUCUGGAGACGAGACAGAAAUUGAGCGUUCUGUUUGCACAACUGCAUGCGGCUAGGAGGCCGAGGCUCGUGCUAGUGCUGAGGGAGCAGGAUUCCAUACCGGAGCUUGUCACACAUAUCCUCAAAGUGGACGAUGAGGGGCGAAUCACUUGGAUUGGCCCGCGAAAAAGUGAUACUGCUUUUCCUCACGAUACCAACUCUGCUGCAAACAGCGACAACUCGCCAGCGCAAGGAGGCUACCAUCUUGUCCUCUCCAACUCUAAAUCAUCGAUCGGUGUCGGUGACACAUGCUCGGCACCGCUCGUCUCGCUUUGCUCGGUCUCGAUUCAGUACGGCUCGAAACUUGUGCUCGAUUCCAUCAACCUCUCUCUCUACCCGGGGCUCCGCCUCAUUCUGGCUGGAGACAACGGUUCCGGCAAGACAACGUUGCUCGCGCUUCUGCUUGGCGAUCAUCCAAAGUCGUUCUCCUUCUCGGCCUCUUCUUUGUCGCUCUUCUCACACGCACGCGACCACGCUCUUAACGCACGAGCGCUGCUCAACCGUCGAUUGGGCCACGUCUCACCCGAGCUGUUCAACGCAUUCCCACGCAAGCCGUUGAGCGCCGGUGGCUUGACGGUGGGCGAAGUGGUGGCAUCUGGUUUCGAGAAUGUGUUUGCGCGACGAAAGUACUCGGACCAACAAAAACAGAGGGUCUGGUCGUUGUUGGCGUUAUUUGGCGACUUGAUCAAGUCGCGUCAGCGAGGUUGCAUGACCGAUAGCGCGGAUGGUGUGCAGGCGAUAUCCGAUCUUGCAUUUUCGUCGUUGAGCCAUGGAAGUCAAGCGGUGGUCCUGUUCCUGCGCGCUGUGGUGGGCAAUCCUCCUGUAUUGGUGUUGGACGAACCGUUUCAAGGGAUGGAUACCAAGCAGGUACAGAGGACGAGAGCGUUCAUUGACUUUCCCGAGCACUUUUCCAUCGGGCCUACUCCACUGGACAAGCAAAACGACUUGCACGAGAGACGAAGAAUGGCAAUCGUGCUCGUCAGCCAUUACGAAUCCGAGUGGCCCACCAGCUUUGGUUCGCUGCUGCGUCUGCGUCAAGGAAAGGCGGUGGAACACUUUUGA
Mycosarcoma maydis (corn smut) is the source of this 2004-nucleotide messenger RNA. RefSeq lists its product as uncharacterized. The coding region runs from base 1 to 2004 and encodes 667 amino acids. The transcript has a single exon. Gene Ontology annotation, molecular function: ATP binding; ATP hydrolysis activity. The record is from RefSeq and is a predicted model, not a curated record. Lineage: Eukaryota; Fungi; Basidiomycota; Ustilaginomycetes; Ustilaginales.